UUUCUCUCCGGUUCCUGCUGGUGGGGGUGGUGGUGGCGAGGGGGGGAGGCUGAUGUUGCCGGACUUGUCGCUGAUCUUGUCACCUUUUGUGUACUGUUUCUGGGGUGUGAGGAGGCGUUUGCUUCCUUUCCUUCUUUCUUUUGCCCUCUCUUAGGAGAGAGGACCGCGAGGGGGACCGGGUCGCUUUUUGUUCCUCUGGAUCCUCGCUCUCCGCCAAGCCUCAUCCUUCCCACCUCCCCCGGCUAAACUCCGGGGCUCGCCCCCUUGUCCUCGCUCUUUGUCUUGUUUAUUAUAGCAGCCUUUCUUCCCAGCUCUUCCAAUUUGCUUGUCAUUUGCAUACCUUUCACUUCUCCUUUUUAACCCCGGCUGAGGGCCGGGAGUAGAAAAGAGGAGAGAGGGAGGAGGGGGGCGCUCUGUUACUUUCCUCUCCAAACGCUGUCUGUCGUAGCCGAAAUGUUGAAAUCGGGGUUGGAGUGGUGGAGUGAUGGGUCCCUGGAAGGGAGCGCUGCGUCCCUUUCCUGAGCUCCCUGGACCCAGGGCUGGGUCAAGUGGAGUAGGGGUCCCGGGAUUCUUGAGCUGUGCCCAGCUGACGAGCUUUUGAAGAUGGCACAAUAACCGUCCAGUGAUGCCUGACCAUGACAGCACAGCCCUCUUAAGCCGGCAAACCAAGAGGAGAAGAGUUGACAUUGGAGUGAAAAGGACGGUAGGGACAGCAUCUGCAUUUUUUGCUAAGGCAAGAGCGACGUUUUUUAGUGCCAUGAAUCCCCAAGGUUCUGAGCAGGAUGUCGAGUAUUCAGUGGUGCAGCAUGCAGAUGGGGAAAAGUCAAAUGUACUCCGCAAGCUGCUGAAGAGGGCGAACUCGUAUGAAGAUGCCAUGAUGCCUUUUCCAGGAGCAACCAUAAUUUCCCAGCUGUUGAAAAAUAACAUGAACAAAAAUGGUGGCACGGAGCCCAGUUUCCAAGCCAGCGGUCUCUCUAGUACAGGCUCCGAAGUACAUCAGGAGGAUAUAUGCAGCAACUCUUCAAGAGACAGCCCCCCAGAGUGUCUUUCCCCUUUUGGCAGGCCUACUAUGAGCCAGUUUGAUAUGGAUCGCUUAUGUGAUGAGCACCUGAGAGCAAAGCGCGCCCGGGUUGAGAAUAUAAUUCGGGGUAUGAGCCAUUCCCCCAGUGUGGCAUUAAGGGGCAAUGAAAAUGAAAGAGAGAUGGCCCCGCAGUCUGUGAGUCCCCGAGAAAGUUACAGAGAAAACAAACGCAAGCAAAAGCUGCCCCAGCAGCAGCAACAGAGUUUCCAGCAGCUGGUUUCAGCCCGAAAAGAACAGAAGCGAGAGGAGCGCCGACAGCUGAAACAGCAGCUGGAGGACAUGCAGAAACAGCUGCGCCAGCUGCAGGAAAAGUUCUACCAAAUCUAUGACAGCACUGAUUCUGAAAAUGAUGAAGAUGGUAACCUGUCUGAAGACAGCAUGCGCUCAGAGAUCCUGGAUGCCAGGGCCCAGGACUCCGUGGGGAGGUCAGAUAACGAGAUGUGCGAGCUGGACCCAGGACAGUUUAUCGACCGUGCCCGAGCCCUGAUCAGAGAGCAGGAAAUGGCUGAGAACAAGCCGAAGCGAGAAGGCAACAACAAAGAAAGAGACCACGGGCCAAACUCCUUACAACCAGAAGGCAAACAUUUGGCCGAGACCUUGAAACAGGAACUGAACACUGCCAUGUCGCAAGUUGUGGACACUGUGGUCAAAGUCUUUUCGGCCAAACCCUCCCGCCAAGUUCCUCAGGUCUUCCCACCUCUCCAGAUCCCCCAGGCCAGAUUUGCAGUCAAUGGGGAAAACCACAAUUUCCACACCGCCAACCAGCGCCUGCAGUGUUUUGGCGACGUCAUCAUUCCGAACCCCCUGGACACCUUUGGCAAUGUGCCGAUGCCCAGUUCCACAGACCAGACAGAAGCACUGCCCCUGGUUGUCCGCAAAAACUCAUCUGACCAGUCUGCCUCCGGCCCCACUGCUGGCGGCCACCACCAGCCCCUCCACCAGUCGCCUCUCUCGGCCACCGCAGGCUUCACCACGUCCACCUUCCGCCAUCCCUUCCCCCUUCCCUUGAUGGCCUACCCAUUUCAGAGUCCAUUAGGUGCUCCCUCUGGCUCCUUCUCUGGAAAAGACAGAGCCUCUCCUGAAUCCUUAGACUUAACUAGGGAUACAACGAGUCUGAGGACCAAGAUGUCAUCCCAUCACCUGAGCCACCAUCCUUGCUCACCAGCACACCCACCCAGCACCGCCGAAGGGCUCUCCUUAUCGCUCAUAAAGUCCGAGUGCGGAGAUCUUCAAGACAUGUCCGAAAUCUCACCUUAUUCGGGAAGUGCAAUGCAGGAAGGAUUGUCACCCAAUCACUUGAAAAAAGCAAAGCUCAUGUUCUUUUACACCCGUUAUCCCAGCUCCAAUAUGCUGAAGACCUACUUCUCCGAUGUAAAGUUCAACAGAUGCAUAACCUCUCAGCUCAUCAAGUGGUUUAGCAAUUUCCGUGAGUUUUACUACAUUCAGAUGGAGAAAUAUGCACGUCAAGCCAUCAACGAUGGAGUCACCAGUACUGAAGAGCUGUCCAUAACCAGAGACUGUGAGCUGUACAGAGCUCUGAACAUGCACUACAAUAAAGCAAAUGACUUUGAGCAGGUUCCAGAGAGAUUCCUGGAAGUUGCGCAGAUCACAUUACGGGAGUUUUUCAAUGCCAUUAUCGCAGGCAAAGAUGUUGAUCCUUCCUGGAAGAAGGCCAUAUACAAGGUCAUCUGUAAGCUGGAUAGUGAAGUCCCUGAGAUUUUCAAGUCCCCGAACUGCCUACAAGAGCUGCUUCAUGAGUAGAAAUUUCAACAACUCUUUUUGAAUGUAUGAAUAGUAGCAGUCCCCUUUGGAUGUCCAAGUUGUAUGUGUCUAGAUUUUGAUUUCAUAUAUAUGUGUAUGGGAGGUGUGGAGAUGAUAUGAAAUCAGCUGGUAAUUCCUCCUCAUCCUAUUUUGUUUUCUUCCUCAUUCCCUUUUGUUUUCCUUUGCAAGGGGAUAUGGUUAUUUUCCUUCCACCUUUAGUUUACUUUUACCCAAGGCCCUUAACAUUUGGAGACUUAAAAUAGGGUUGAUUUUUCAGGGAAAAUGAAUGUUGGUGUGUAUAAAAUCUAUAUGAGCAAGGAAGGGCAUUUGUUCAAGAUAGGUCUGCUUGAUAGAUGGUUUAUUGCAAAUGGCGGUUGGCGGAGGGAAACCCAUGACACAACGCGUCUCUACAGGCAAUGAGGUGUCACUUGUUUUUACUGCUAAGAAGGUCUGAGAAUGCAAUGAAACCACUUCACACACUUAAAUACUUUAUUUGAUUUGAAUUCAAUAACUUUCUCUUACAUAUUUAAAAAUAUGUAAGUACCCCAACAGGCCAAAAUGUCAAAAGAAAAUCACUAACGACCAAGCCUUUCCUAAGAGAAAUGGAAAACACCCCCCAACUAGUACCAGUUUCUCAUAAAGGUAAAGCAAUUUGGCACAAAAAUGACUUUACCGAGAUAAGAAAGGAAAUGUAUACAUUCCUUAUAGCCAACUCUUUAAACUAUACAAUAGGUUCUUCUUCAUAAGUGAGCUUCUAUCAUUCUUCAUAGAGAAAAACCCUAUCGCUUGCUAUCAUUUUCUAUUUAUUUUGCUUCAAGUAUUAAAAGGCACAUACGUUUCAAAUUUACUCUUUGCUCAACUUUGUUUAUAUGCUUAAGAGGAUUAUUAUUUGUUUAACACUUUUUUUUUUCCAAAACACUAUUUUCUCAAUACAGUGAGGAAUAGCGGAAAUCCCUACUUAACCACAAAAUCCUUGCCUACACUACAGGUUUGUUGACAGCUGUUAGCUGACUUGAUCUUCACCUCCUAAGAGGAGGGCAUAUGAGAAUGACCUAUUUUCAUAUAUAAUUCUACACUUCCCUGAUGGGUAUGCAAAGUGGUGGCAGUGUACGUAACUAUUCCUUCAUUUUAGGUAUAGUAUUUUAAAGCAAACGGUAAUGCCUCUUCUAAUUCAAAAGCUAGUAUUGACCAAAACGUGAGAAGAGUGUAGAAUAUAAGAAAGUUUGGGGUUAACCCCGACAACUCAAUUUCAGUAAGAAAGCCAGCUGCUAUUUUAUGCUUUCUUCAAUAGUUCUCCUCUUUUUCCUUUUUUUUUUUUUUUUAAUUUCCAGUUCUUCAAUGAUGUACAUUGUCCCAUAUUUACAUUAUAAAAAUCAUAUGGCAGUCACACUUGUCGUUUUCUUAGGUGGGUUUUUGUGUGCAGAUGCAGUAAGAAUUCAUUGUUGAUUCUAAUAAUGUUUUCCAGGCCCCUUCUUACCCCUGGUAAUUUGAUAUACACCUCCUAAAAUGACACAAUAACAAAUCUGGUAUUUUAGAACAUAUAGGACAUAAACACCAUUUUUUCCUUAAUUUUUAUAAAAAUUGCAUUUGACUUUGGGGAAUGCAGGUUGAUCCAUGUGACUAACUAGCUGACCCAAUCGCUGUAAUUUAAUGUCAUUUAUAAAUUCUGCUGAUGGACAGAAAUGUAUGAACACAAUUAUUGUCAGCACAAAGCCUUAAAACCUGCUGACUUUAAAUUAAACGGUGCAGUCCUACGAUGCUCUGCAUCGUUCAGGAACUAACAGGCCCUUGAAGUGUGGACAGAGUGUGCAGUAGCACGGGCUGGUGCACUAACCGCUUUACUCUGCACGCAUAGCCAGACAGAUCUCCCAGCUCACACUCUCCUACACAAUGCACACGGAGUCAUUAGAUCCAAUUUAUCAUUAUUCUGGCUUGCUUAAAGAAAAAUUAAAGUUCAGGUAAUCAUUACAUUGGAAUAAAGUGCAAAAAAAAAAAAAAGAAGAAGAAGGAAAGAAAAAAUCCAAUCAGCACAAAGCAGGAAAACAGUUUCAAGUUGUGGUCACACUCUUGCUUCAUUUGAAAGAGGAUGACAUUCAUUGUUCAUGUCAGUAUACAACUGGGUCUUUGCUGUUCCAUGUAAUUCAUAUCAACAUUGGAUUGCCAUUUGCAAGGUCAAAGGCAAAGCUGUAGUAUAUUCACCUAUGUAGACCGAUUGCUAGGUAUCUUUUUGAACUGGGACAAGUUCAAUAUUGAUUCCAAACUUAUUUGGAUUUGAGUAUUAUUUUCCCCUGUCUUUCUAAUUUAAACAGACAAAUUAAGCAAAAGUAAGUGUUUGCAACCAAAUGCUGAUGUGCUUAUCUACUGAUAAUACCGACUCAAUAUUCACGGAGGCAUAGAAAUUAUUUCAGAGUGGAAAUUGCAGCAUGAGUAUAAAUUGGCCUUUUUUGUUCUGAAAAUAGAACUCUAACAAUUUGCUUUUAGGUGAUUUCUCCUCUUUUGCAAUCAUCAAAUCUUGUGCCUCCCAGUACAUUGGAAAGACUCAAGCCUGUCUCUCAAAACCUCCAUUUAAUAGUUUAAAAAUCACAAAUCUUAGUUCAACUCUCACCAAAUGAAAAUUGGCUUCUUGGGAGAAAGUUAACUUUCUAUGGUGGGAGGGGGAAAGAUGAGGGACAGGUUACCUGGGGGAGAAAAAAAAAGUCUAAAGUCCAUGUUGAAAUACCACAUUACCACUUAUUUUUUUGCUAACCCUAAAUUAUUUUUGCGUAUGCACUUGAUUUUAUAGUCUGUGCCUAGACCUAAAAUGCACCAGCGGGGGGAUUUUUUUUUUUUUUAAAAAAAAUCCUUCAAAAUACCAGUUUUUUCCCACAAGUACAAUUGUUCUUGUGCCUUCUGUGGCUUUCAAGUUCAUCUUUUUGACUUUAUUUCCAAUUACUACAGCUGCAAUAAACACUAGAUUUUUUUUCUGGCUGUUUGACAUAAUGUUGAUAGCUAUGCAUAUUUUGUGUCUUUUUAAAACAAAGCGGGAGAAUACGUUUUUGAAGAAGAGAAUUUUUAGAACAGUUUGAUACCGCAAAUUAUUUUUUCCUCAAUUGUUUGAGCAGCAUUCGAGUUUUGAAAAUUCUUGUAGAAGCCAAUUUUUUGUAACUGUGGUGCAAAUCUUGUGUUUUCUUAGCCUAAUGAAAAGUAGUAUAGAAGCAAUAUUUCAUACCAUGUGCUAUAUAUGUGUGUGUGUACAUGUGUGAACACACAGACACAUACACACAUAUACACACAUGUAAAAAUAUACAUAUAUAUAUAUGCGUGUGGAGUGGAAAGCUUACCUUUUCCUAUUUAGAUUUAAGAACCUAUUUUAGACAUUUGUUAUGUUUUGUGAAAAGAAUGUUCUAUUUGCAACAACAAAACAUUUAAUUCUUACUGUAUCUCUGGCUGUUUAAUGAGGACGUUUCACAUUAAAUGGUAAAACACGUGGAAGAUGUUAGAAUGUAGUAAUUAUUUAAGUAAAUGUACACCCACAUAUUCCUCAAGUUUGCUUUGUACCUCCGAGUAUUAUUUAAUGAAAGUGUUUUAUGUUUGCAGAAUCUUUGUUACUGUACUAAGAAUGUGGGUGAAUAUCAUUUAGAAAAAAAAUUUAAAACAACAACAACAAAAAAAGCAAAAUGGGAACACUAAAGAGAGAGGGGAACUUUUAUAAAGCAAUGUAAAUAUUUAACCUCAUGGCUGUUGUUACAGAAGACAUGAGAUUUUAAUAAAUAACUACAUUCUCACAACAUCUGUUGAAUUUAUUAGGAACACUACAGUGACUGUAUAGACAGUUAAAAGCAUUCUUGAAAAUCCUGCUCUCUACUCUUAAAAGAUAACAGUCUCUUUUUUAUCAGAUGUCAAGGGCAAGGGUAAUGCAGUUUCUGUAAAUUUAUGAAAUUUCUUUUCUAUGGACAUGAAGACAAUAAGUAUCCCCACACACAGACACGUGCAAGUUAAUAUAGUCAUACAGCUAAAGAUUUGGGGGCUUUAAACACAGAAUGUCCCCAAGAGCAAUCAUAAAUUCAUCCGAGAAAAAGUGGUUUACAGACUCCCCCGAAGACGCGGUGUAUAUGUGAGGACAAGUGCAAAAUCUCUUUGCCAUGUAUAUUAUAGAGUAUUCAUUGGUGUGAAUAGUACAAAUGUUUCCUUCUGGUACAAACUCUGUGUUUGCCAAUUACAAGAAGCAUUGUUUUCAAAAAGCUCCCCUUAAAAAAUGUAACUGGUUUAUAUGAGUAAGCAGUUACUGUAUUGCACUUAAAUGUUAUGUUGAAGGAAAUGCAGUUUUGUUUUCUGUAGAUCUGUUGGUUGUAAACCAUCUAUAAAACUAAAGCUAAAAUGCUUAUAUUCAGAGCUGGGAUCAAAACUGGUAUUUAACCUUUGCAUCUUCUUAUAAUUAUCCUUCUAAGAAUAUAAUGGAAUCUGGAAGCAUCUGGAAUUUGAGCCCUCUCUCAAAUCUGACGCCCCCUAAAAUGCGUAAACAUGAACAGAAACGGCACACGGACUGACGUUGUUGUCAAAAUGUGUUCGUUCUGUACUUUUUAAAUAUUCAAUUCCCCUUCUUGGGGGAAUAAAGCAUUUUAAAAAUUAUACAUUACCACUUCAAAUUUAGAUCUAGAAAAAAAAUGCAUUUGGGGUUGGUCUCAGUACUAUCUCGAAGAAUCAAAGGUCAUGACUUCUCUCAAUACUGUCCCAGCCAUUUCUCAUAUGUAUAUAGUAUAAACCGUGACAAAACACUGCCUUUAUAUUA
Messenger RNA from Tupaia belangeri chinensis (Chinese tree shrew), 7610 nucleotides. RefSeq names its product prospero homeobox 1 (gene PROX1). Gene Ontology annotation, cellular component: nucleus. The transcript is spliced from 5 exons. The record is from RefSeq and is a predicted model, not a curated record. Gene Ontology annotation, biological process: regulation of transcription by RNA polymerase II. Bases 626 to 2842 code for a protein of 738 amino acids. Gene Ontology annotation, molecular function: RNA polymerase II cis-regulatory region sequence-specific DNA binding; DNA-binding transcription factor activity, RNA polymerase II-specific. NCBI's taxonomy places the organism in Eukaryota, Metazoa, Chordata, Mammalia, Scandentia, Tupaiidae.